Diuraphis noxia (Russian wheat aphid) is the source of this 3300-nucleotide messenger RNA. RefSeq lists its product as uncharacterized. The record is from RefSeq and is a predicted model, not a curated record. Lineage: Eukaryota; Metazoa; Arthropoda; Insecta; Hemiptera; Aphididae.
CAAUUUCGCAUUCACAAAUCACAAUCAAUCUUACGAUUUUACAUUUAAGUUUUUACAACAUUUUUCAUUUAUACUGUUUUGUGUUUUCGUCCAAACUCUAGAUCUUUGCAUCAGCACGCGGUGAUAAUAUUGUACACACGUGCCGCCAUUUUUAUUGUACAGUCCACGACCGUGUUGUCACUUUGUCAGUUUGUCAGUUGUCACACACUAUGGCGGUAGUCCAAAACGGUACGAGUACAGUUUACAGCUUGUACAKAUUAGCGUUGAUGUCUUGUACGCCGCUAAUGUACAACAGUAUCAGAAAUCUGGAUAUUCCGAAUUUAGACCUAAGACGUUGCUGCAUAAGAGUAAUUAAAAUAAUACAAUCGAACUCGGCGGACGGCGUAUUCGACGAGUUCGGUGACUGGCAUGGUAUGUACGAAAAAUGUAUAAACAAAGGUUAUGUUGAACCACAUUAUUUUAAAUUGUUACUCAAUUCAGCCGUUAAACACGGACAUAUCGAUUGUCUGAAGAUUGUUGUUGAGAUGGGCUAUCCGUUGGGACUGCACAAUUAUUAUCACUUGUCUUCCACACCUAAUAUGCCAAACUAUGUGUACGACAUCCCCCAUGACUCCAUUGGUGUGUGUACCUUAGCCGCAUAUUUCGGACAAUUGGAGUGCCUGGAGUAUGCCCACCAAAAGGGGGGUUUGUGGGAUGGUUUAACAUGUGUUUUGGCUGUCCUAGGCGAUAAAUUUGACUGUCUGCGUUUUGCUGUAGAAAACGGAUGCCUUUUAGAUAGUCCAAAUCCUAUGGAAGCGGCUGCAAGUACAGGAAACCUGCCGAUGUUGAAAUACCUACAUCUUAAACAAUGCCCGUGGUCCAUAAAUACAUGCACUUCUGCGGCCAUUAACGGCCAACUAGAAUGCUUAAAGUAUGCUCGUGACAACCAAUGUCCGUGGGACGUAUCGACGGUCCUAGCGGCCCUCUUGAUUGACAGCUUUGAGAUCUUGAGGUAUGCGGUCGAUAACGGAUGCCCUUUAAAUUCAGUAAUAUUAGAAAUGGUAGCCUUGACGGGCCCACUAACAAUGUUCCAAUAUCUCCAUGAACACGGAGCCCCGUGGUCUGUUAAAACGUGUUCCAAUGCAGCUCAGGAAGGAAACCUGGAUUGUUUAAUGUAUGCCCGAGACCACGGAUGUCCUUGGGACAUAACAACUUGCACUGCAGCCGUCCGAAGCAGCGAUAUGGAAUGCCUCAGGUAUGUUGUAGAGAAUGGGUGCCCCAUGAUAACGUCGGACCCUAUUAAUGAGGCUGUAAAGCUUGGCAACUUGAGGUAUUUAAAAUAUCUUCAUGAACAUGGGUGUCCGUGGUCUGAAGGUAUGUGCAUGUCUUUAGCGAUCCAAAUGCUAUUAUAUUUAGAGAUCAAAAGCGAUUCGAUAUUUUUUGAUAAAUCUUUUUUUAUCCAACAACGAAAUUGUUUAGUAUAUGCAUGGAAACAUGGCUCUCCGUGGMUGGGCGGAACUUGCUUAGAAAGUUCAGGAAAUGGGCGCAUGGAUUGUUUGGUGUCAAAGCCCGACCAUCGUUGUAUGUGGGACAGUGAGCAGUUUUGUGGUUACGCAGCUGUUAUACGUCAAAGAGAAUUAAUCACAUUCAGAAACGGACGCAUCAGGCGCUUAAAGGGACCGAUCACCCCGGUACUUCUUGAACCCUUGCUUCUAAAGUGUGUCACAGAUUCCGAUAUAUCUACAGGUGUGUUUUUAAAUUUUUACUACUCAUCAGUCAUCGUUUUCGCCGUCAGUCACCGUCGUCUGAAAACUCGCGAUCGUAAAGUAAACAGCUCGCAGCGGUUAUUGUACGCACGGGCCGCCAUUUUUUCCAGCCGUCGACAACUUACCGUGUCCACGAUGGAGGUAGUUGAGGAACAAUCAUUUACCGUUCCCAGUUUGUUUAAGUUGGCGUGCCUCUCGUGCACGCCGGAACAGUUCCUGAAGAUCAGCACCAAUCCGAAAUAUAAAUAUUUAAAAAUCGACGUGAAACCUUGCUGCCUGAUGGUGAAAGAAAUCAUUGAAAUUAAUUCGGCCGUUGGAACUUUCGACCCGCAGGGCAAUAGAGAAGACGUUUAUGACAAAGUGAAGAUCAAUUUCGACGACUUAAAUUUUUUCCGUUCGGCCAUCAAGUACGGGCACCUCGAAUGCCUGAAGAUGGUUCAUGAGUUGGGCCGCCCGUUAAAAAUGAGCUUGGAAUCCAGUUUUCGUGAAAUGUAUGAUUUUAGAGAUCACAAGAUUUACGCUAUAAAACCCAGCUUUUCACGGUGCCCAGAGUUGUGUUCCAUAGCCGCGUAUUAUGGAAAACUGGCAUGUCUAGAGUUCUUCCAUCAACACAAGCUUCCAUGGAAUGUGUUGACAUGCGUCGCGGCCAUUCUGAGCAACAACAUAGAUUGCCUUAAAUAUGCAGUUGAAAACGGAUGUGCUAUAGAUAAACCAGAACCUAUCCAAGCGGCAGCAGCUAUGGGCAAACUAGUCGUUAUCAAAUAUCUUCAUGAAAACGGAUGCCCGUGGUCUGUAAAUGCAUGUACCUACGCGGCCCGGAAAGGUUACCUGGAAUGUUUAAAAUUUAUGAGAGAAAACGGAUGCGAAUGGGAUAUCUCAACAUGCACUGCGGCUGUCAAAAGCGGUAACUUUGAAUGCCUCAAAUAUAUAGUUGAGAGUGGGUGUUAUAGGAUCUCGGGAGACCCUGUAGAAGAGGCGGCAUUCGUUGGUAACUUAAACUUCUUAAAGUAUUUACGUGAGCAAGGGUUUCCAUGGUCCGAUUCUACAUGUGGGUACGCCGCAGGUCAAAUAACCCUAUCCUUAAGAUGUGCUCAUCUAGAAAGAUUUUCUAUAGACGAGUCAGACUGUGUGGAUGCCUUUAAGGAUAUUGAAUUUUGCCUGUUCCCAAUAUGUAAGAAUUUGAAUCACCUUCAUGACAACAAGUUGUUUAACCAACAAGGCGAGUGCCUAGUGUACGCGUGGUUGAAUGGUUGUCCGUGGGAUCUGGGAACGUGCUCGACGGGAUCAGGAGAUGGCCGCAUGGAUUGUCUCUUAUCUGAGCCAGACCACAAAUGCAUGUGGGAUAAAAAUAAGUUUGAUGGAUUCUCAGCUGUUGUACGCAAAACAAGACCGAUCACCUGGAAACUCCUUGAAACCCUGCUUCUCAAGUGUGUCAAACAAAUAUUAAUUGAAGAAACUGUUGGAAUGAAUGUUAAAGAAACCUAAAUUUCAUAUAAAAGAUAUUAUGAUUUCUAAAUUUAAAUGAUACUUACUUAAAUUUGACUACAAUUUUAAA